Molecule: messenger RNA, 1716 nt
Organism: Pelobates fuscus (common spadefoot toad)
Lineage: Eukaryota; Metazoa; Chordata; Amphibia; Anura; Pelobatidae
Gene: F11R
Product: F11 receptor
Exons: 10
Coding region: 68-943 (291 amino acids)
Biological process (GO): cell adhesion; regulation of membrane permeability; intestinal absorption
Cellular component (GO): bicellular tight junction
Source: RefSeq, a predicted model, not a curated record
AUGUCCAUGGGGGAGGAGUUUCUGACUUGUUUGUUCUCAGUUUCGGUGAAAGAAGAACAAGGAAAACAUGGAGCUCAGCUGGGUUGUACUUGGAGCGCUAAUAUUCAGCCUAGUUUCAGCUGAUAAUGGAGUGACUACGACUACACCAACCCUCAGUGUUAAACAAGGACAAUCUACUGAAUUUCAAUGUGACUAUACCGCUAAUUACCAAUCACCACGAGUGGAAUGGAAGUUUACGAAUAAUGACCAGGAAACAAGUCUCGUUUAUUAUGAUGGAGAACUAACAGUGUCCUACAAGGACCGUGCUGAGGUUUUUCCCAAGGGCUUACGAUUAAAAAGUGUAACAAAAAAUGAUAAUGGCGUUUACACCUGUGAGGUCACGUCUAAGGAUGCAUCUGGAGCCCAUCUAUUUGGACAAGCCAGAACGACCCUUACAGUUUUAGUGCCACCCUCAAUACCUAUUGCUCAAGUGCCCACCUCGGUGACCAAUGGUGGUGUGGCUGUACUAAGUUGCUUAGAGAAAGAUGGCUCUCCACCAGCUACCUUUUCAUGGUUCAAGGACAAAGUACUUCUGCCUUCCAACCCUAAGGACAGCCCAACAUUCCAGAACUCAAGUUACACCUUCAAUCCCACUACCGGAGUGCUGAAAUUUGACCCUGUGACCAAAGGUGAUUCAGGAGAGUAUUACUGCGAGGCUAAAAACUCGGAAGGCUCUCAGACUUCAGGAGUCGUUCGGAUGAAUGCUGAGGAUGUAAAUGUGGGUGGCAUCGUGGCUGCAGUAAUUGUGAGCCUCCUAAUCUUGGCAUUGAUUGCAUUUGCUGUGUGGUUUGCUUACAGCCGUGGCUACUGCAACAAAAAAACAAACAAAAAAGUUAUUUACAGCCAGCCAUCAGAAACCCGCAGCGAUCGCAAUUUCCAGCAGACCUCUUCUUUCCUGGUGUGAUCUCUAGACAUCGAACAUAUCCAAAGACUUGUCCAGAUUCCUCCUUGACACUCUUUGGACCUUGUUUUUAAUGCAAAUUGUACCAUAUGAACUAUUUUGUUUUUAAAACUUUUGUGACCAUCUGAAGAUGAAACAUUGUGUUUUGCAUUUCUGUAAAGAGAGAAUGAGAAAAAUCUACGUUUAGGAAAAAUCUUAAUUAAUUCGUUGACGUUUACCAAAUGUUUGAGUGCCUUUAUUUAUACAGCUAAAUUCCCUUUUGCAUAUUUUUUUGUUUUGUUUUUUAAAUUAAAUCUGGAUAUACAUUUAAUCGAUUUGCAUUCCAAGUAGUAAUUCAUUCUGAAGGAGAACAAACAAUAUUUUUAACAUUCUGGGUUAAUUGUGGGUUUUAUUGAAGGAAUACAGCAUGGUUUUGAGGUUAUCCUUGUCAUUUGUUGUUUUAACUGUCUGAACCAAUGCUCCAUGAAUUUUACGCAAUGCAAGGGUUCAUGCACUAAAAUAUUUUGCGAUAUUUGCUUUGGUAUUAGUACGAGUUCCCGUUGCAUAAUUUUGACUGCUGGUUUUGUGCGGAAGGUUGCUUUUGAGGUACCUAAUACAACAAAGGAGCAAUACAGGCAUGCACUGUAAGGGUAAAGUAGGCUCAGGAGGUACAUGUGGACACUUUUUGUCUGCCUAAUAUUUAUUAAUGACAAGUCAAAACUUUAGGUUCAAUUGACUUGUCUCUAAACAUAUCAUCCUACAUGAGUUUUUUUUCUUUAUUGAGAAUACUAUGGUUU